UUUUUGUCGUUUUCAAAAACGAUUGCAACUUUGCAGGCUUAAAAGUUUCAGCAAAUAUCAAUUCGUCGUCUGAUUGCGCCAUGGCUCCGGAUAAUUCGGACCCGCCCAGAGCCGGUAAGAGGUCGGCCGAUGACGUGUGGAAGGAGAUCGUGUCAGGAACUCAUCAGCGGCAGCCGAAGAAGGAGAUGAUGACCUUGGAAGAUUUUCUGCUCAAGGCCGAAGAGGCGGCUUCCAGCGGCGCUGCGGCGGCGGUGAAGCUCAAGGAAGAAGGAGGAUCGAUUGGGGGGAUUUCUGAUUUUAUGAAUUGCGCCGGGGAGGCGAGAGCGGGGGUUAAGAGGAGCUUCAGCUUGUCGGCGGCGCCGGGGAAGGCGGUGGAGCUGCGGCAGAGGAGGAUGAUCAAGAACAGAGAGAGCGCCGCGAGGUCGAGGGAGCGGAAGCAGGCCUAUGAAGCGGAAUUGGAGUCGAUGGCGGCGAAGCUCGAGGAAGAAAACGAUUUCCUCUUGAAAGAAAAGGCAGAGAACAAUAAGAAGAGGCUUAAGCAGCUUAUGCAGAGUGUGAUACCUGUUACAGAGAUGCGAAGACCACCGUACAUCCUGCAGAGAAGCGGUUCCAUGCAGUGGUAAUCUUUGUCAACACAGCUGCAAUCUGUUUUUCUGAAUAAUUCAAGCCAUUGUUGUUCUAUAAGGGUAGUAUCUUCGUUAUCUUGUUCACUACAAUGUGUAGAUUGCUGCGGCGAAACGACAACGUUCUGUCGAAAAACGUUCAUUUUCCUACUGCACCUUUACUUCUGAUAUACAAAUAAAGCAUACAAUGCUUUUGAGAA
Salvia splendens (bonfire salvia) is the source of this 823-nucleotide messenger RNA. RefSeq names its product G-box-binding factor 4. The record is from RefSeq and is a predicted model, not a curated record. Gene Ontology annotation, cellular component: nucleus. Gene Ontology annotation, molecular function: DNA-binding transcription factor activity. Gene Ontology annotation, biological process: positive regulation of DNA-templated transcription. The transcript is spliced from 4 exons. NCBI's taxonomy places the organism in Eukaryota, Viridiplantae, Streptophyta, Magnoliopsida, Lamiales, Lamiaceae. The coding region runs from base 81 to 623 and encodes 180 amino acids.